AUGGGCGGAGGAACGGUGAUAAUAUUCGAUUUCGACAGGACGCUGAUUGAAGACGACAGCGACCGAUGGGUGGUGACGAAUAUGGGCCUCGCCCAAUUGUUCAAUCACCUCCGAUCUACAUUGCCUUGGAACUCUCUUAUGGACAGGAUGUUGGAGGAGCUACACAUCCAAGGGAAAACAGUCAAUGAUAUUGCCGAGUGUUUAAAAACGAUGCCUUUGCAUCGAGAUGUUGUUGCAGUUAUAAAAUCAGCAUAUGCUCUAGGGUGUGACUUGAAGGUGGUUAGCGAUUCGAACCACUUUUACAUCAAAACUAUUUUGGAACAUCAUGGAAUAUAUGACUGUUUUUCAGAUGUUGUCACAAACCCUGCUGACUUAGACGGUGAACGGCUUAGAAUAUUUCCGUAUCAUGAUGGUGUUUCAUCACAUGAUUGUGAUCUUUGCCCUCCCAAUUUAUGCAAGGGCAUUGUGAUUAAGCAGAUCCAAGCCGCCUCUGUGACUGAAAACGAGACCAAAAGAAUAAUAUAUAUCGGAGAUGGUAUGAACGAUUUUUGUCCAACCCUGAAGCUUGUCAAACGAGAUUAUGUUAUGCCAAGGAAAAACUUCCCUUUAUGGGGUCGAAUUGCGAAAAACUCCGAAAUCGUUAAAGCAAAGGUUUUCGACUGGGACAGUGGUGAAGAUCUUGCCGAGACCCUGCUCCAACUUAUUAAUGGCUAA
Molecule: messenger RNA, 714 nt
Organism: Striga hermonthica
Lineage: Eukaryota; Viridiplantae; Streptophyta; Magnoliopsida; Lamiales; Orobanchaceae
Source: the annotation of a GenBank genome assembly